This is a messenger RNA of Penicillium mononematosum, 279 nucleotides long. Its product is annotated as Con-6 family protein. Gene Ontology annotation, cellular component: cytoplasm. The record is from RefSeq and is a predicted model, not a curated record. The transcript is spliced from 3 exons. NCBI's taxonomy places the organism in Eukaryota, Fungi, Ascomycota, Eurotiomycetes, Eurotiales, Aspergillaceae. Bases 1 to 279 code for a protein of 92 amino acids.
AUGGCGACAGAAGAAAGGGUUAACGAGAUGCGUGGGUACAAGGCCACACUAAGCAACCCGAGAGUUUCAGAAGAGGCAAAGCAGAAUGCACAAGGCAAGCUUAGUGAGCUCGGCGGUGAUAAACCCCGCCAUGAAAUAUAUCAGGCAAGAGGCGAUCCAAACAAAGACCCUGUCAGAGUCGAAGCUGGGCUUAAGGCCGCCCAGAAAAGUCCUAACGUGACUGAAGGUGGGAAGCAGAGAGCCGCCGAGAAGAUGGGAAGAAGUGCUCCGGAAGAGUAG